Messenger RNA from Trichomonas vaginalis G3, 846 nucleotides. RefSeq lists its product as uncharacterized. The transcript has a single exon. Lineage: Eukaryota; Parabasalia; Trichomonadida; Trichomonadidae. The record is from RefSeq and is a predicted model, not a curated record. Bases 1 to 846 code for a protein of 281 amino acids.
AUGAUUCAACAUCCUGGAAUCAAGAAUGAAACAGCAAUUAUUUUGAAAGGACUUCAGGGAACAGGUAAAAACAGAUUUACAGACAUUAUUUCUGAACUUCUCGCCGGUUAUUCAUGUAAAAACAUUACCGAAAUAGGUGAGCUAACGGGUAAUUUCAACUCAGUAGUUGAGAAUAAAAUGUUUCUUGUACUUAAUGAACUCAAGAAUGUAGGUGAAGAUAGACUCGCAAACUUCAACGCUUUGAAAUCAAUUAUAACGGAUAAUGAGAUUAGAAUUAAUGAAAAGAAUCAACCCAGAAGAACAGCACAGAACGUUGCAAACUUCAUUUUCGUAACUAAUAACGUUUACCCUGUCAAAAUUGAAGUUGGAGACAGAAGAUACGUAGUUUUAAGAGUUAAUGGUAAAUUCAAGGGGCAAUUUGAUUACUUCAAGAAUUUGAUGAAUUCAUGCACAAAGGAAUUUUAUGAUAAUUUACUAACAUAUUUUAUGCAAUAUGACCUUUCAUCAUUUAAUGUACGAAUCAUACCGAUGACUGAAGCCAAACAAGAUUUAAUAGAAUUAUCAACAAAUCCUUUAGAUGAAUGGAUAAAUACACAUUAUGAUGAAUUGUGUGCAGGUAUGACGUGUAAAAAUGCUCUAUUCUGCAAACCAUCAGGCAUGAAAGACAAGAAUUUCCAAAUGAGCAUUAAGGAUAAAUGUGAAAGGAAACAGAGAAGAAUAGAUGGUAAACAAACAUGGUGUUAUGUUUUGAAAGAAGAAAUGAAAGGAUUAUAUAAACAGGUUGAACCAAACGAUAAUGAGGAUUCAUUUACUGACGAUGAAAUACCUGUAAAUGAAGCUUUAUAA